Molecule: messenger RNA, 1777 nt
Organism: Microplitis demolitor
Lineage: Eukaryota; Metazoa; Arthropoda; Insecta; Hymenoptera; Braconidae
Exons: 7
Coding region: 110-1777 (555 amino acids)
Source: RefSeq, a predicted model, not a curated record
UAUCAGAGACGUCGUAGUUUCAGUGGCAUUAGUAUCAUCAGCAGCUUCAGCAUCGUCACCAGCAUCUAGCAUAAGCAGCGGGAAUAUAAGGAAAAUCCGUAGCAGAAGCAUGGUUGCGGUGGCGAUUAGCGAUAGCGUGACAAUUCCAACUAAUCCGUCCAUGGCCUUAAACAGUACUGUGGUGGUUACGAGAACCACCACCAGCGCUAGCACCACUACCGCAGCUAAGCCCGACCAACACGUCUACAAUUCCACGAAUUACCUCUCCGACCAGGAUGACCUAGAAUACAGUAUACUGGCAGCCUUUUCAGACAUGCAGACAGUAUUUCUAGCGUGUAUUUGCACGCUAUUACCGCUGAUUGUCGCACUGGCAAUAGCGUUCGGAUUAAGACAUGCAUGGCGUAAAUAUAGACUUAAAAGAAAUGGAACAAGUGAUUUACCCUGGUAUCGAGGUGUUUGUUCACGUGACGAUACCGCAGAAUCACUUCAUCAUAGACCGCAUCGAAAUAGCAUCAGCAUCCAGCCUGCAACAAGAAUUUUAUCAGCCCAAGAUUUGGUGAACGGUCUCAAUGGACCAAGGUAUAUCUGUGAGACGGAAGUAAUGGAGGAAGUAGCACUCGCAGCUGGUAAUGGGGAGUUCGCAUCCCCUGGGAAUCACACGAGCAAAAACGCCAACGGCAACAUCAUCACCCUUACACUAAAGAAUAACCACCUCAUCGUCGAGACGGAAGAGCGAGCUAUGACAAUGACAGACAAUUCGUUUGUCGUUGAAGUACAACCUAAAUAUUUGAAGGAUGAUGUAGAUAUUAUCAACAAUGGAUCAAUUGAUGAUAUUACGGGAAGAGUAACUGAUCAACAGGCUCUUGUUCAUCGUGAAGAAAUUCCUGAAGAUCAUUCUUUAGAGUUUAGUACCACAAAGUUAUUUGGUAGUAUCAACACAGGAUUAUCUCAAUCGGAUCUCUCGAUAGCCAGUCGUGGUUCAGUUAACCACAGUUACCGCUAUGGGAAUCAAAUGGAGUACGAUGCUGCCCAGUUAGGAUAUAUGUAUGAAGACAGUAAUUACAAGAAUGACCUUCUGUCCCGAGACUUAGAAGGCGUUCCCAAGUGGGUGGAGUUCGAUAAAUCACCUGACACCGAGAAAACACUCUUAAAUGAUUGCGAAAACUCUAGUUUCAACAAAGACACCACUGAAUACGUAAGAAAAAAACUCAACAAUCUUGACAGUUCGUUAGACUCAAAUUCAUCUCUCGAGCAUCAAGAUUCAACAGACGCAAGUAAUUCAACGGAUACUGUCAGAUCAAAUCCAAAUUUGCAAGUUAACGGUGCCACUCCAAAUAAACUUGAAAGUAUGGAACGUAAAAGUUUGAUCGGUGAUUACGAUAAACUUGAGCACAGCCACCAGACUUGUAAUAAAACCAAACCAAUAAUCACCGGCGCACUUUUCAAAGAUGAUAAACACGACGAUAUAAUAUUAUCAAUAAAUGAUAAUAAUAUGAAUAACAAAUUAGGUAACGGUACUCUAUUAUCACCCACAGAGUUAAAUAAAACUUUGAAAACAUUGUGCGGUGAAGAAAAACCUGAGGGCAGCGUUUUUGUACCCUGUCAUAAACGUACUAAUAGUAUUCCUCCACGACUUAUUGAGGAUACUCUUGAUAUCGAUCGUAAAAAAGGUAUCGAUAUAUAUAGUCAAAUAAAAACUAGUAUAUUACCGGGUUUAAAUCCCAAAUUUGAGUUAUUACAAAAUGAAGUUAGUCCAAUUGACGAAAAAGAAAGUUAA